AGUUGCAAUUUGCCACGACUGCAGCAGUUUGCCCAGGUUUCGCUCCUCAAACAUGUGGAAGUUGGUGAGUUACUACGCUCUGUGCAUCUUUGUGUUCUCUCAGCUCCGUUUUGCGAGGGUUUGGGCAGACGAUGAAGUCAAGAUCGAGGUGGUGUUCCAACCCGAGACGUGCGAAAAAAGGAGCAAGAAAGGAGACCUGAUGAACGUCCAUUACGACGGAUUCCUCGCCAAUGAUGGAUCCCAGUUCUACUGCAGCCGAGACGACAAAGCCGGCCACCCGCAGUGGUUCAUCCUAGGCGUGGGACAAGUCAUCAAGGGCCUUGAUAUUGGGAUGGUGGACAUGUGCGUAGGGGAGAAACGGAAAGUAACCGUUCCGCCCAGCUUGGCCUUUGGAGAGAAAGGCAAAGGUCCAGUCCCACCCAACGCGACAGUGAUAUUUGAGGUGGAGGCCUUUGCAGUGUCCAGGGGUCCACGCAGCAUGGAAGCUUUUGCACAAAUAGACAUCGAUAAAGACCGGAUGCUCACAAAGAAUGAGAUUAAAGACUACAUAAAGAUGGAGUUUGAAAGAGAAGGCAAGCCAAAGGAUGAGUCCUACUACGAGAAGGUUAUCACCGACAUCUUCCGCAAGAGCGACAGCGACAACGACGGGAUCCUGAGUGCCAAAGAGUAUAACAUUUACCAGCACGAUGAACUGUAGUUGGUUCUAGUUCAGUGAUAUUGAAUGUGUGGUAUCGUUUUCUCUUGUCCGUGACUACAAAAAUGUGUUUUGGAUCAUAAGGCACUGACUUUUUAAAACUCUGAAAAAUCUGUAUCAAUGCAGAUGGUGUUUCGUUUUGUUCAACUGUAAAGAAUCACGAUAAUUCUGUCUAUUUAACCCUUCUGUUACAUUCAUUUCUCAGCAACAGCAAUAACGUCCCUGGGUCAAAUUGACCGAGGUGUGUUGAACUAUCCGAGACUGUCAGACAUGGAAUAAAAAUCCCCCAAAACAUUGUUUAUUAGAGUAUAUUGUUUUCUCAAGAAGAACAAUAACAUUCCUGAGUCAAUUUUACUAAAGUGGGGGUUGAGAUUUGUGUAUGAUUUUCUAAGACACAUAAAUAUUUAGCAUAGACUUCACUAUCAGUUGACGGGGAGCGGGGCCGCUCCAUAGGGGGCCUAUUUUCAAAAACUUAAAAUUCAGAUAUGUUCAAAACCAAAUCCGCCAUCAACCUUAAUUUAAAAACAAGCAUCUCCCUUAUGCAUAAAUGAGUCUCCAUGAGCAGCGGCAUGACAAAAUGCAGUCGCUCCCUAAUAAAAUCCUAAUUAUUUUUUAUAUAAGUAUAACAAAACUUGAAAUGGCUACAAAAUUCUCAGAUUUUAUGCUAGAUGCACAAAAAUCACCAAAUGGAGAGAU
This is a messenger RNA of Corythoichthys intestinalis (scribbled pipefish), 1390 nucleotides long. RefSeq names its product FKBP prolyl isomerase 7 (gene fkbp7). The coding region runs from base 53 to 697 and encodes 214 amino acids. Gene Ontology annotation, molecular function: calcium ion binding; peptidyl-prolyl cis-trans isomerase activity. NCBI's taxonomy places the organism in Eukaryota, Metazoa, Chordata, Actinopteri, Syngnathiformes, Syngnathidae. The transcript has 4 exons. The record is from RefSeq and is a predicted model, not a curated record.